AUGGCCUCCGCCUCCAGGAUGCUCACGGUGGCGGUGCUGGCGGCGCUGUUCGCCGGCGCGAUGGCCGUGAAAGUGAAGUUGACGGUGCAGAAGGGGUCGGACAAAAAGAAGCUGGCGCUGAAGAUCGACUACACGAGGCCAAACGACAGCCUGUCAGAGGUGGAGCUCCGGCAGCACGGCUCAGAGGAGUGGGAGCCCUUGACCAAGAAGGGCGACGUGUGGGAGGUCUCCUGCUCCAAGCCGCUGGUUGGCCCCUUCAACUUCCGCUUCUUGUCCAAGAAUGGCAUGAAGAACGUCUCCUGCUCCAAGCCGCUGGUUGGCCCCUUCAACUUCCGCUUCUUGUCCAAGAAUGGCAUGAAGAACGUCUUCGACGAGGUCUUCUCCACCGAUUUCAAGAUCGGCAAAACCUACGAACCGGAAUAUUGA
Molecule: messenger RNA, 426 nt
Organism: Triticum turgidum subsp. durum (durum wheat)
Lineage: Eukaryota; Viridiplantae; Streptophyta; Magnoliopsida; Poales; Poaceae
Source: the annotation of a GenBank genome assembly